AUGGCAGAAGCAGCAGUACAGUUACUAUAUGCAUUAAACAAGAGAUGAUACUGAGUGCGGUGUGAACGAAGCCUUACAGAUGCAAGAGAUUGGGAUUGUGCAAACAGUCAAAACCUCCCUGUCAGACCAAAUGCAGCGGCAGAGCACAGGACAGCAGGGGUUUUGGUGUCGAGGAGGUGGGGUCUGUCCCAUGUGCCGACGACUGUCUGAUGGAGAGAAGAGGGGCACUGCACAGCGAGUAUGAAAGGACACAGAGUGCUACGCUGAAAUAGAGAAAGAGAGAGAGAGAGAGACAGACUGCAGGCAUGCAGCGACACAGAGAGCACCAUGUAUGUUUAAAGAGGCUGCAGCAGAGUGGGCUACUGAUGAGGUUGUGUGUGAAGCAUGAUAUCCAAAAAAGUACCUGAGGGUAGAGAUCCAUCAAACAUGUGAUUGGACAAUACCCCUCAAAACCUACGUCAUGUGACUUUGUGGUGGAGUCGGCACAUCCCUCACCAUGCUCUCACUGUGGCAUCUUUAUCUUCUUCUCUCCUUGCCCUCACCUCACCUGACUCUUCAUGUCAUCGCAUUUCCUCAAGGGAUCGCCUCAGAAGCAGAGCGGCUUGACACCGACACAGCAGGUCUUGGUCUCGCACGGUCCCCACAGAGACCUCAUGGACAUGAUUCGACGCCAGGGGAUCUCGCGAUUGGAAAUGAGAAUGUAGACGUCCUGGGUCGACCUUUGAGUUGGUCGUCGUCGUCUGAGGAGUUUGAUAGACAAGGAGUGAUUGGUGAAUACACUGACGUACAGGACAGCACAGAGCCAUCUUAUUUGUACCCUGAUGAGAAGGAACGUGUCAGAUCUACACCAACAGAGAGCGCUACAGAAGAAGCCGCCUUGAGGGAAAGAACAAAACCAAUAAGAUCAUCAUUAAAGUUUCUGCCAGCUGAGACCAGUACUGAAUCUGGAAUACGUUCUUUUGCAUCUUCACAGAAAGAAGAGUCAAUCAGACAGUUACAUUUCCUCCUGUUUGGCUCUAUUCCAUCAGACUAUGACUUCACUUCAGCUCCAGCUGUUGGACCUGGGCCCAGUCCUGAACCCUCUACUCCACAAGUAGCCACUGGUAUACAGGGAUGGAUCACACAUCCUUCUGAUGUCACAGCUGGACAGACAAAAGAGGGAACUGUAUCAUUAAAAGAGGUCGGAGCCGGGUUGAUUAAUGUCACAGAACAAACUUUACAAAAAGGAGCUGUCAGAACAGAGGCAACUGAAGAUGAGCAAAAGGACGAUGUCUCGACGACCGUUGGAACACUGUUGCUCGAUGGCAACAUGGACACAACUGCUACACCCUGCAAAACAUCCAGUCAGGCCCUGACUCCAACCUACCCUGAAGAUGUUAUUCCCAACGAGUUUCUGCGCCACUCUCUUGCUCUCACCUCUACCCUUUUCGUCCCUCUGUACUCGGACUGGAACUCUGCCCUCGCCACAUGGGGGUUUGCGUGGGAAGCACACAUUUAUGGCCUCGGGGCUGUGUUCACAGUAUUCGGACUGAUCUCUGUGGUCUGCCUGCUAGGCCUGCCCUUGCGGUGUCCCCCAGGUGGUCCCUACUUCACCUUGCUCCACUUGUUCCUCUUGUCUUGCGGGAUCCAAGCUUUCUGUUUGCUCUACGAUGCUUACAAUCACCAAGAUCGUCUUCCUCCUUUGGUCUCUCUUCUGCUGUCUGAGCUGCUCUUCCCCUGUUUGAUAUCAGCCUUCACCCUGGCAUUCUUCCUCCUUUCCUUUUGCUCACGCAAGCACCUCUCACUCCCACUGGCUUUUUCCACCUCGUUCUCCAUUGUACCCAAACCUUGCCUGUUAUUGUGUAUUACCCUGUUGCACAUUGGGGUUUCUCUUGGCUGUGUUGGCAUGCUCCACCUCCUCCGCAGCCUACCAAAUGAGAUCCUUCUUUUCCCUCAGGGCGUGUUUGUAUGUCUCUCCCUCUUUCUCUCAUGCUACUACCUCAUCUUUUUUUGCUUGAUACAAGUGGAUACUAAACACAUCUACAGGCUGAAUGAUAAUGGAGAGAGUGGAGGAUCUCCUGAGGUGGUACAGCCUGCAAGCUGCCCCUUUGCCAAAGAGGAAGACUGGGGUAGGGCAGCAGGAGCUGGACUAGGGGCUUCUUUGUGUUUGUUGGGGUGUGGAGGCCUCCAACUUUACGGGAUCUUGCACGGCCUUGGUUUCGGAGGGGUGGAUGGGUAUGGAUUUAAGCCUUGGCCGUGGUGGGGCUUCCAGGUGGGCUGCAGAAUCUGUGAGAUCGGGGUGUGUCUGAGCUUGUCUCUCAUUGGUACACACCCUCUGUUCUGUCAAAAUAACUCCUCUCUCAAGAGCAUAACCAAUCCUCGGCCAGGAUCUUGGUCACGCCUCUCCUGCAGCUCCCCUUCACGAAGAUUCACCCUGCCCUCAGAGGGAGGUGCAAAUUCCCCCGUCCUUUCCUCUGAUGAGUGCUGGUCCCAGGGUAAACAGGAGAAAGUGGUGGUCUGUGAUGUCAUCACCAAAGGACACACAGAGGCUUUUCCCCUUUUCUCAAUGGUGGAUUCACCUGGGAAUGGAUUGGACUGUGUCCCCAAGGCCAGCCAAAUCCAUAACACUGCAUUACCUCUACCUACACCCCCAAGCCCACUGCACAAACCUACACCUGCAGCUGAGUCUCAGAUAUCCUCAAUGGAUAGCCUCAGACUGGAGACUGACUCCACUGUGGAUUUGCGGCCACCAUCUCCCAUAAACUUGUCCCGGAGCAUUGACCAGGCUUUGUUCAGUGAGUCCCUGUUCUCCCACAGUAUCUUUGGUAUGCCAAGACUAUUCCAAGCUUCAUCAAGCCUCUCCUUGAGCUCUCCUAGCCAAGCCAUUUCAAAGCAAGGGCCUAGCUCUGCGGACAAUGCCCUGUAUCGCACAUCUUCCUGUGGAGAUGUUGAUCAAGAGAACCUGUCCCUUCCGAGACCGUCCCAACCACACGGCUCUCACAGCAAGUCGCCAACGUCACCGGAGCAAUGGGAGAGCAUCUCAGGCUCAACUCAGGGUCUGUGCAACAAACCAAAAGAGACAGGGAAGUUGCGUUCACACUCCUGGGCCAACAGAGGUCAAAACUUUGCUCAGAGCAGCCUCCCCAGAGCAAUCCCUCACCUUUCUUACCACAGGCGCUACCGAACCCUGAGCCUCGCCUCCCAGGAUAGUCAAGGGUCUGGACGGCUAGCUGGGACUAAAAAGAUGAGUGAGAGCAAACAGCUGGAAUGGGAUCUGGCUGUACAGGCAGAGUUUGUCAAUGUGUGCAAACAGAUCGAUGCCCUGAGUGUGUGCAGUGACACAAUUGAAUUGUAAAAGUUAUACACAUGUUCAGUUGUGAUUGGGAUGUGCAUCAUGCAGAAAUAAAUGUAGCUGACUCUAAUAGGUGAGUUAGAGAAACAAAAUUGUACAUGAAGUUUUACAGUUUAAAAUAACGACAGGGGGAAUGAAAAUGAUUUACACAAUAGAACAACUUAUUUUCUACGAGGAUUAUACUGUUGUUAUUGUAUAUACAGUAUUCUAAACUUGAUCUGAAGUCUGACUUCAUCCCGCUUCUUUCAGAAACAUCACCUAGCUCGUGUAAUAAUACUAAAGCAUUCAAAUGGUGUUAAGAACUUAAAUUAAGAGAUUUGAUAAUUGCAUAACAGACUUGUUAAGCUUUUUUGUAUUUGAAAUUAUUGUAUUUAAAGAAAGGGUUUACUUGUUCACUGUUGUACUGUUUUAAUUUAAAAUCUUAGUAUGGUAGGGGCGCCGGUAGCCUAGUGGUUAGAGUGCACAUAAGGCUAUAAUCCUCCAAGUGGGCGGCAUGGGUUUGAAUCCAACCUGUGCCUCCUGUCCUGCAUGUCAUUCUCCACUGUCUCGCUCCAAUUUCUGACUUUAUUUCCUAUCUCUCUCGAGUAAAGGCAUAAAAAGACCAAAAAAUAAACAUUUUAAAAAUGUUGGUAAAGUUCCAAGAGCUCAAAAAUUUGACCGGUUGCAAAUGUAUGGAGUAAUGUUAAAACCUAAUUCAACAGAGUCGUCAAAUGUAUAAUGCAUCAUGUGAACAGACAUUGUUAUUGGUAGAGAUUGUUAUUGUCAGUGUGGUGUGAACAAUGUGAAAAUCAUGUUACAGAAUAUUUGACAUACCUUUUUACCACUUGGCUGCAAAAAUGUGUCGUUUCUGAGGUUAGACAUUUAGUGGAAAAGUAUAUUUGAAAUGAUGAACAAUGGAAGUAUUGUUAAAUGUUGAGUAUACUGCCCUCUAGUGGUAUUUAGAGAACAAUGUCAAGAUGAGUAAUGAACAA
This is a messenger RNA of Labrus bergylta (ballan wrasse), 4302 nucleotides long. RefSeq names its product proline rich transmembrane protein 4a (gene prrt4a). Lineage: Eukaryota; Metazoa; Chordata; Actinopteri; Labriformes; Labridae. The record is from RefSeq and is a predicted model, not a curated record.